AUGAUGCUCGACCGACUCUCGAUGCACCGCCAGAUGCUACGCAAGGAGGACGGGUCGUCCCCUGAAAUAGGAGCGGAGCCGACACAGUUUCCCAACAUGUGGGCCAUAUUGGUCGACAAAGGGUAUCAAGGGGCUGGACAAGUGCUUCGCACAAUUCAACCCAAGAAGCAGCCUUGCGGUGGAACCCUCGACCGAGAUGACAUUGCCCGCAAUAGGGCUGUUUCGGCGGAUCGUGUUCUCGUUAAAAAUUUCUUUGGACGGAUGUGCAUGCUCUGGAAAGCAACCUACGCGACCUUCAAGUAG
This is a messenger RNA of Phytophthora nicotianae INRA-310, 303 nucleotides long. RefSeq lists its product as hypothetical. The coding region runs from base 1 to 303 and encodes 100 amino acids. The record is from RefSeq and is a predicted model, not a curated record. NCBI's taxonomy places the organism in Eukaryota, Oomycota, Peronosporomycetes, Peronosporales, Peronosporaceae. The transcript has a single exon.